GGCUGGUGUUUCUUUUUCCCUUUGUUUAUAAUUCGUGUUUGUACGUGAGUGUAUGUGGUGGAAUUCGGUUUACCUCAUCGUCAACGUUUGACCUCAUCUGUAAACAGAUAUUGUACCACUUCUACGUUCUUCUACGUGCCUCACCGCACGCACGAACACACACACACACUCACGUACGCACAGAGAGGUAGCGAGAGACGUUGCAUAGGCAGUACACGAGAGCGACGUUGAUCCCUGCCUUCCUUCGCUGUGUUCGUUGUGCGUGGGAGUGCGUGUACGUGCACGCCUUUGGUGUAGUGCGUCACGCCGGUAUCAUCAUCACUGUUUUCAUUACUGUUGUUAUUCUUCAAUCUAUUUAUAUAUUUAUUUCUUUUAUUUACAUCGGUCAGUAGCACACGAGCACGAGUAGCAGGCAGCACAUCUUCUCCCGCUACAACUAGAUUUUUUUCUCUCUCGUUAAGAAGCACCGCGCUUCACAACGGCAAUACCUCUCUCUCUCUCUGUGUGUGUGUGUGUCUUUCAGUGGUCGUUGCGGUGGGUAUUCCACGCUCUUCUUUCGAAUUCCCUCCUGCAGCUUUCUGCAAGAUGGCGCGAAGGGCGUCCGAUGCGGCCUGGGCAUUUAACACGCAAGAUGAUGACGCACGCGAUGAGACCGCACCGAAUACAUUGGAAAACGCGGAGGACCUGCUGGUGACGAUGAGGAACGCACGUGCUUACGCGGCAACGCCGGGUUUGGAAGGUCCGUUGCUGUCUGCAGAGACCCACCGCGGCGAGGAGGCGUUGGACAGUGGGGCACUGCUCGCGGGGAGCACUCCUGCAAACACGCCUCAGACCCUCACGGCGUCGCCCGCUCGCUCCGUUUCCUCCGCGCGAUUGUCCUCUCCAGGGAAUGCAUCAGCCAAGGAGCGAAAGAAAAAGACGGUGACGGAGCACGUCGUACCGUCCUCUUCUGCGCACCUCACCUCGGAGGAAGGCAUGCAGAAACUUUUUCUGAUGAGCGCACCCGCGCUCGAAACCAGUGAGCCAUCGUCUGCGUCUCUACGCGCAGAAACUGCAGCAUCGCGAGCAGCAGCAGCAGCAACAGACACGAAGGGGGAGGACGACGGCAGCAGCAGUGCGGACAUGGCCGCGGUGACGCUCUCGACGCCGCUGCGUGAGCUGGUGCGUGGCGCGGCCCUUCGCGAGGACGCCGACGCCCCGCUUUUAAACAUUCCGGAGGACUUCACCCGAAGAACCGCCGCAGGUGCGGCGCGUGGGGAGGCGACGAGGAUGGAGGGCAGUGGCAGCCGGCCGUACACCGGCAGUCAUCGCAGCGACGCGACCAUCAGGCCGGUGUGCACGCGCAACACAGCGGCAACGGAAGCAGCGAUGAGGACGGCGGAUAUUACGUCGCUGUUGGAGGCCACUCGUGCCGUGGCGGCCACGCUGAUGGUGGACCCGGACGCACCCCGUCCAAGCCGUGCUCACAUGCUAAAACAGAUAACACACGCCACCACCACCACCACAGUAGCAGCCACAGCAGCACCACCAGCGCCGUCGACGGCAGCAACCGCGGCGAAGAAACCCGCGGAGACGUCGACGAAGAGAAGACGCGAAACAGCGCGAAAAGAUAUCACCACGAGGCCCACCGCCACCGUCGAGGGAGACGAGUUAAGGCUCUUUCCACCUUCCCCUUUCGCUCCCUCUCGAAACGACGCCGCAGCAUCGCAGGUUGACGCCAACGCGGUGACGUCCUCCUCUCCGGCGUCUGCCCUCCAAGCGGAAAGUGCAGCUGUGUCUGUCGUGGCGUCUCACACCCCGACCGCCGCGCCGCCCGUGGCGCCACGUUCCGCCUCUCGCAUGAGAUCGCUGACGCUUGCGGUGGCGAACUCCCUCUUGUCGGCCGGCGCCUCCGCCGCGGCUGUGAGCUCCGACGGCACGGCCGUGACAAGCCUCCCACCACCGGUCCCGCCUCAACACGCACACGUGAAGCAAGCUCCCAGCAACAGCAGCACCGGUUCGCGUCAGUCGGGAGGCACCCCGUCGUUUUUCACGCCGCACUCUCCGCUGAGCCCUAGCCUGGCGUGGCCGCCUGAGCGUAGCUUCGCGCCGUUUUCCAGCGGUAGUCCACUGGAGGCGACGAAUAACUCGCUCAUACGCGGACAGGACUCACCGGAGCGUCGCCCCUCCACGAGCAGUCGGCUUCCAGUGCAACAGCCGCAACAACAUUAUGCGUCCUUGUCGCACAUGGACCGCGACCGCCCGAUACCGCGCACAGCGAGUGCGCUGUCCAGCGGCGAGCGUACCGACGCCCCGCUUCACUUUGAGGACCUCCUUGACGGCAAUACGGUCACCUCCUUCGAUGAGGAGAUGGCGCGCGAGUACGCGGCGGAGGCAGCCACCGAGGGGAACGACGAGGAAGACGAGGAAGACGAGGAAUACGACGCCUUAAGAGAGGAGGGCAGCGUGCGGGAGCGGAUCCGCCGCCGUGGCAGCAACGCACGGCGCAACCUCAGCAUCUCCUCCCGCGGCAGCCGCCUCGCCCGCAGCCGCGGUGGCGGUGGCCAUUUAGUGCCCGUGGCGCCGCCGUCGGACCUCCCGCACGACAGCCUGCACAGCGCGGAGAUGCCCGACUUUUCGUUUGAGAGCGGCGACGCGGCAGUCAGCUCGGCAGCGACAGCGGCAGCGGCAGCGCUCAUCGCCGCGUGGCGGGUGCGGUCUCUGCAGUCCGGGCGCUCCUCGACCCCCUCGCAGCCUGGUACAGUGGACUCCGCCUCUACGUCCACAUCUUCGCAGCCGCUUCAAUUGUUAGCCGCUGCCGGGUCGACAACACCGAUUGGAUCGGCUGUUAUGAUGGUCGGCAGCGGUUGUGGAGGUGGAUCAGCCAGCCUUUCACCGUUGUGGGGCCGCACCUCUGAAUCCGCAGCAGCAGCAACAGCAGCUCCGUUGCCUCGCCCACUGCGUGAAGAGGGUCAACGCCUGCUUGCACGGGCGGCGGAGCAGCAGCGUCCCCCUUCCGGUCUGCACGCCUUCCGACCACCGGCACCGCCACACGGAACCAAAGCGGGAGAGAAGGGCGACGGCAGCAGCAGCCGUCAUCCUCCACCUCCGCCUCCUCCGCCUGGCGGUCGCAGCGCGUUUUGUAGAGAAAUCCGCGAUGUGCUGGACAGUUCUUUGAGUGCGCCGGAGAUGCCGGAGGUGCUGCCGUCCGCCACGCCGCGCUCGGCGACGGAGCCGACGAGUUGCAUCGCAACCGCUUCGAACACGCCGGUCACGAUGCUGAGCCGCACUGUCGGCGGCGGCGGCGCCGCAGGAAGGAGAGGCGGUGGGCAAAGUGGUGUGAAGGACGUGGAACACCUCUUGCCGAGUUCGGCCGCCUCCCAUCUUCUUCAGCAACAAGCAACCCCGCUUGUCUCGGCGAGCACCCUCGCAGCUGCCGUGCCGGCAACGACGCACCCCUCCACGGCGCGUGCGCAGAGUGGCACCGCUCCCACGUCCGCGUCGCCGCUGCUGCACGUUGGCUGCCGUCCCCCACGCACUGGUCCGUGGGCGACGGGUAAGGUGGUCCGCCCGCCUCCGCUGUUACUCACGCAGCGAUCGUCGGCGAGUUCCACCGUCCGUACCGUCUCUGGUGCCGAGUCUCCACACGCCGAAAACUCUCCUGAGGUGCCUCAACACGACAGUGACACUGCGACGCGGAUGAGCGCGACGGCUGCGCUGCCCAACAAUCCAUCCUCGACUGCCCCACCAACACACGGGGCAGGGCAUCCAAGGCCAGAGCACUCAGUAGAACAAUCUUUGUUGGCUUCUUCAGGCGACUCCGCAGUGGAGGUGACGACAACGGCGACUGCCGAUGCCACUGCUGCUGCUGCUGCUGCUGAGGUGAAAGUGAAGCCGCCAAGAGCUCUCUUUGCUUCUUCACUUACGCGGCCAUCACCGGACACCGUGUUCAUACCGGAGGGGCGGCCCCUCGGCGACGGGAUGGUGCAACCCAGCUCAUCUGGGCUGUGCGACACAGGUCUCGUCUCCCCGUCCACGGCGGUGGAGAACGGAGGGGAGAGCCAGCUACUAGAGGACAGUCUACCCAGUCGCAGCAGCGAAGGCGCUGAAGAGCUGUCUUUGUUGUCGCCCUCCUCGCGGCUAUCGGCACCGACGUCUUUGCUGGAUCGGCAGGACGUGUUGACGUCGCCGGUGUCGGUUACCACCACCGCCUCCCCCAGCUCGGUGCUGCCUAGCAUGGUCGUUCCACUCGCUCCGCUGAAAACCCAUGACGGCGCGGGGCGACACAAGGCAAAGGAGACCUCCGCAGCAGCGCAUCUGACUCGCUCGUCAAGUGCGGUGUGUGAACGCGCCUCCCACGCGUCUCUGCCGCGGAGCCGCAGUGCAGACGACGCGCUGGCCGGGCAGACUUUCGAGUUGGCGGUCGCAGCGGCGCAGCCCGCAACUGGGCGAGACGGUGUUCCUCCUGACGCUGUAGGCGCAAAGGCUGUGAAGGUCGCGAGCAGCGCCGAGGUGGGCGAAACGACGUCCUCCGAGAACGACAAAGGCAACAACGCAAAGACACGAUCGUCAAAGCGGCACUUCCGAUUGCUGUGGAUUCUCCUGCCGUACGGCGUCUUUGUCGCGAUGCUCGCGGUCGGCAUGUUUGUCGCUACGCACGUGGUCGCGCAGGAAACGGUGUCACACACGUGGAGCGAGCUGCACACGUACAUGCGCGACGAGCUUGUCGCUUUCAUGGAGGAGGUCACUUUGCUGCCCGUGAUGUCGGGAGAGAUGUUGACGAGUCAGCGGACACGCAACGCUGCCCACCCGCGGCCAACCGACCCACGACGGCCGCCGAUCGUCAACGUUUCUCGUGGCCUUUGCGCCGCGUUGAAGUACACGGAUCUAGGAAAGCUGAUGGUGACCUUGACGUACGUCUCCCUCAGCAGUGCAGACGCGACGAACAACACAGCGGGCGGUGCUGCAACUCUGCAGCCACACGCUCGACGGACGGAGCUGGAGGGGGAUGCAGAUCCAAAGGAACUAACUUUACGGACGCGGCGGAGCGAAACGGACGGGUCGGGCAGCGACGCAGGGGCCAGCGAGGUGGAAUGGCGGACCGCCUUUGCGUUCUGCGAUGCGAGCUACUCCGCCGACUACUUUUUGGCGGGCGCACGCGAGGCGGUGCGGGCACGUCAGCGCGACGAAGGUGAACUCAACAAAGCAGCUGACUUCUACUCCAUCAACAUGUUGACGAUGGACGUCGUGCAGCCGCCUGUCAAAAUGAGAAUCGCACGGUCUCCCCCGCACUUCGACGGCAACGCCGCCGCACGCGUCGCGCACGUGCUACCGAUCGUGCAGGCGUGGAAAGCCGCCGUGGAGAGAAACGACGGGUCGGAGUCGAGUGUGGAGCGGUGGUUGAUAUCGUCGCCUGGACCUCUUGCGAGUCCACAUCUGACGUACGUCCACCCGUUCUACGAGUACGGGCGAGCGGAGCCGUCCGCCGUGUGGUGUCGCAUGAAAGCAGCGGCGCUGCUGCGUAGUUAUGUGAAGCACCAGCAGCUGCAGCACGCGCACUCCCCUUCCUCCAUUACGGCGAAGGUGAUGCUGCUCGUGCCGCGUCGUCAGCAGCCGCCCCCGCAGCUCGGCGGUGUGCGUGACAGGGUGCUGCGUGGGGUGUCGGACGCACCGAUAACUGAAGCGGACAUCAUCGCGCGCAGUUGGGCACUGGAUACUGGGCGAGAAGUGCGAAGAAGUUCUGGCGCAUCUCCGGUUACGCCUACGCAUACAACGGACCCCAGUCCAAACACGACUCCCGCUGCACCACCAAGAGCACUCGACGAAUGUGCGGAGAACAUCACCGACCGCGGCCACGCACCGGCAGCGCUGUCGUCGGAGCUGCGCAGCUUGAGAUGCGAAGGCGAAGACGCAGAACACACUGCCACGUCGUCACUAUCAGCAGCGGCAGCAGACGGUGCUGAUGGGGGGGUGUCGGACCACCCAGGAUGGCUGCCAUGGCUCGUGCACGAUGCAUCGCCGCUGGCGGGGCCCCGCCUCGACGAUGUCGGCGAUGCCCUAAUGCAGGCCGCGUUGGGCGUCGUGAACGUGUCAGCCUACGCGGCGGAGAUGUACGAGCGGCGUGGCGCACCGUUUAGCCCGGGAACGGCGGUGGCGAGCGAUGUCCCUCCGCACACGACCGCACGUCACAGCGAAGGGGGAUCGCUGCAGGGUGCGGGGCAGCGCACCGUAAUGCCUGCUGUAUUCCGUGAGUUUUACUUUGCUGGGCAGCGCGCUGCGGUGAGCGUGGCUGCGGUGCAGCUGCAGUCGAACUUCUCUGUGAUGAUGGUCGUCGUCACCCCGCUCUCUGCUGCCGAGGGAGGCCGCUGCGAAACGAUGCAGCGCUAUCUCACCGUCAUCGCGGUGGCCGUGGCGGUGAUGUGUUCCACGUUUCUAGUCUUCUUUGUGCUGACCUGCUACGUGCAGCUGCCUCUCAUUUCGAUUCAGCAGGAACUGGAGCAGAUGGUGGUGCUGCACAAGCGCAAGGCUGCGGCGCCGCCGUUGUCGUUGACCGCCGACGAGGUCGUGAAUGUCUCCCCGCUGAGCUUAAGUGGCGUGGCGAAGCAGGAUGCGGCGAUGGCGGAGUCGGCGUCGAAGUCGGGCGAAGGCCGGCAAAAUGAAGAAGGAGGUGUGGAAAAGACGAAGGAUCAUCGUGCCGCGGCAGAGAGCAACGACACGCGGGUGGUGGAAGAGCGUGUCCGCAACACCGCGGCUCUUCCUGCAGAGGACCCAGCAAGGAGGCAACCCGCACUGGACAGGGCAAUGACCGAGUCCUCAGGAGUGUACGGUCCAGAGCGUACUAUUUCCUCUUUCCCUCGACGAUUGCGCCUGCGCCUCCUCCCCUACGCUCACCGGCUCCUUCACUGUCUUACCCAGCUACGUCUUUCGGAGAUGGCGGAGCUGCAGGAUGUGAGCGCGGCGCUGCGCCAGCAUGUGCACGAGAUACAGCAAUACAUUCCCACGCGCUACACCUUCGACGACUCCGCUACGGCGCUGCUGCCGUCGUCUUCAUCGCCCCUUACGGGGAAGUCUUCUAAUGCCACUACUACGACUACGACUACUACGAUGACGGCGGCGGCGGUAGGGAACACCGCGCAUCCUCGCUCAUCGCCCACCUUGCCGACUCUCGCUGGACGCACCAGAGCGGCCCCUCGCAGCGCAGCAGCGACAGCGCCGUCACGGCGCUCGUUGAGCCCACCCGUUCACGCGCAACCAGAACCGGAACUUUUCCGCAGCAGCAGUGCUGCACCGGCUGACCAAGCCAUCGCCGUCAACGCGAAAGACAGUCGCACGGACAGCAGCAGCAAUGACGGCAGCGGCGGAGGGGUCAGUGGUGGGAGUGCGCUGGACUCGCGUCUCUCCGCCACUGUGCGGAUAGCUGAGACGCAUGGACGUCUUGGCAUCCUCGGAGACUUCAGUCAGUCCUAUACCUUGCUGCAUCCUCAAGUCAGCGUCGGUGGGUCGGGAACGGUACCGGCUGCGAGGAGCACCGCAGGAGAGCCGCCGCCGUCGGCCAAGUCCGUCUCCCAUCCGCGGGGUUACUCAGAGGGCUCCAACACCACUCAGACCCACGAAAGGCGUUUGCAAGCGGACUCGUCCACAACGACAGAGAAUACGAAUGCCGCAGUGACCUUGCGUUCGUCCCGAAGCACCGCACGCGCCAGCCACAGUACGGGUUCAUCUCUAGAUCACACAACGCAAGAAAGGGAAGCAACCCAGCCCGACGCGGCAGCCGCAUCGAUGGCUGCGUUGUACGAACAGUCUGUUCCAACGGCGUGCGGCAACAGCCACGCAGGUCCUCCAAGUGACCCGGUAGACGUGCCCCACGCAGCGGCGCACGGGAAGGAGAGGCCGCAGGAGAAGCCGUGCUUAGCCCCAUCACCGACACCGGCAGAAGAGGAAGGCACGCGAGAGCACGGUGGCACAGAAUCUGCCACAAGGGAACGCGUUGGCCCAUCUGCAUCAGCGAACACGGACGAUAGCCACAGAAAGAAAAGCAGUGGAAAUAACCUUCCACGUCCUCCCAUGGUGCAGCUACCGAAUGUGCUUUCCACGUCUUCGCCACCGCAAGCGCUGUUGAGCGUCACGACGCCCGACGUCAGCGCCACAAAUUCAGAAACGGAGAACGCCACUUCUAUCCCCGCGUCGAGUCACCUCAGCGCCGUCGAGGAACAGGCCGCCGAGAGCUCUGACUAUCACGAUCCUGCAGCCUAUCACGUCAGCUCCCCCCACAUCAAGCGGGAUGCGCGGACCUGGACGCCAAACAGCUUUUCCAAGUGCCUCUGCUCCUUGCUGUGCAUUCACGUGCAUAUCGAGGACAACACCGACGUGCACGCGCAGUUCCCCGAGAUCGUAGAGACGGUGAUGGAGUGCGUGUACCGCUAUGGCGGCAUCUUCGACGUCCUCGUGCCGGAGAUGAUGUACGUCAGCUUUGGCUCCCGUGUCCAGACGAAGGACCACGCCUUGCUUGCCACGCGGUGUGGCAUCGAGAUUUUUAGCCGCCUCUCCACCCGUGCGCUGCGUUACAUGACGUUUGUGGUGGACACGGGUGUGUACACCGUCGGGGUGUGCGGGGUGCCGGAGCACAAGGAGUUCGUCCUCUUCGGGCGACCGUCGAGCGAGAUUUUCUUUGAGCAGCAGCUCCAGUCUGGCUUCCGCUUCCUGGUCACCGACUCGGCGGUUCCGCUGAUCCGCCAGCACUUCCGAAUGCUGCCCAUCGACGUCAUGACGGUGGUGGAGGAAACGGGGCAGCCAAACAUCGUCCUCUACGUCGUGAUGGUCGGCUCGGUGCACGAGCCGUGGUGGGAGGACUUCAGUCAGCUGGCGCACGAGGCUUUUCUGAACUUUAUUCGCGGCAACUUCGAAGCCGCGUGCCCGCUCUAUGAGCGGCUUCUCCACUCCUCGUCCGUGACUCUGACGAUCCUCUUUCAAUACCUCCUGGUGCAUGAGCGCGUCCUCACCGAGAACAAAGCCGGUCUCUCGCCGACCGAGCUGGCCCGGCAGCUGGAUGAGCUGACGGUUACGUGCGUGAACGAGCUGUCUCGCGAGCGCGACCCCAUGGUGGAGCCCUUCGGUGCCGCGAUGCCGUGGCUCGUCUGCCGACCCGAGCUGCACCGCCACUUCUCCGACGAGGACGGAGAUGACGAGGCGCCGAAAUCGAUCACAAGUGCGACCAGCUCCAGCGGCAACGGCACCGCCAGACGUAGACGAGGCAGGAGGGUGUUUGCGUCCCUCACCUCGCCGAUGCGGGCGGGCGCGUCGGCCACACAGCAGCGGCUGCGUCAAUCGAGGGCUGCCGGCCUCACGACCGCAACAACAUCCUCCGUGUCCAUGGUGUCGCCGAGCACACGCGGACCUAGCACGUUUGCCUCGUUAUGCGAGCGCACGCCGACUACAUCAAAGAGUGGCAGAUCGGUGAGCGCCACAACGGCGACUGAGUCCAGCGUGGCGGAGGCGGCGAUGGCUGCUCCUGUGGCUCCUGCGACCGACACCUCUGUGGAGAGUGCAACGCAACGCCGCAACCGCAGUCUUUACAAGAAAGACUCGAAAGUAGAGGACUGCGUGGAUGAUGAGAUGGUGAAGGUUGCGCUGGGGGACGGUGAGGAUGAUGAUCGCAUUGUGGGGCCCAAGGCAGACUUCAACGGCAUCGCGUUGCGGGUGCUGGACCUGUCGAAGCAGCUCUGGCAGCUGUCCAACACCCCCAUCGGCGGUGCGGCCGCCGUCGCGCGUAUCGACACCUCGCUCUCCUUCGUCGGUAUUUCCUCCAACGGAGCGAUGGCGGAGAUUCAGGUGUAUGCGGUGAAGGUGGCCCCGCAGACGGUGUCGACGUGGAGCUGCCCCUCCUUGCUGCCGCCGCGGCCCGGUGGUGUGCAAGGGGGGGAAUGCACGCUGCAGUCGACGUCGGUGUCCCCGCCAGCGGCCGAGGCACCGACCACGACAGCAGCAGCGGGCGACGGCGCCAGGAAAGCAUCCACCGACGCGGUGCCCGCGUCAGCCGUGGUGUCGCUGCGGGAGAAGGAGUCCCUCCACCGCAUCGCGUUUGCCCUGCCGUCGCAGGUGCGCGCCCGACAGGAGGACGCACCGCAUGCCGCGAGUCCGUUCUCCUCGCCCAAUUCCCCCGACCGUGGCGACUGCCCACGACGCGCUCGCGAAGAGAUGGACGGCGACGAGGCUGGAGAAGGUGAAGAGAGCCGCCAGAGCGCCGCCGCAAGCGCAGCGCUGCGUUCUCGCUCUGCUGAUCUGUCCCUCACGGCGGGGACCAACGAGGCGCAGCAGGUGGAAUCGGAUACAACGGAUCCCACAGAGCCGGCUGCUCGUGGAGGAGGAGGGGGGGGAGGAGAGAAGGGGGAGGAAGCGCACAGCACGUCGGUGAACGUGGACCUGGCGGCGAUGGACGCCGUGGCCCGCUGCUACUGCGAGGGCAACACGGUCCAGCUCCUCUCCAUGGCCGUCACCCCGACACACGUCUACACCAUCAUGGAGUGGGUCGCCGAGCAGACCCUGCGCAAAACGGUGAGCCGAUUUGGUAGCCGUCUCGCGCUGGCCUCGACGCGGAAGUGCUGCGUCGCCGCUCUGCGUGCACUGGAUCACCUCCACAACUCCCGCGGCGUCGUGCACGGUCGCGUGCAUCCGGACAACAUCCUCUUCGGGGUGGAGGGCAACUGCAAGAUCACAGGGAUGCUCUACCUGUAUGAGUGGGCCCUGCCAGACCCCGCCUUGUACGCGACGCUGACGCGGGUGGCGGCGGCGUACUGCAGUCCAGAGGUGAACGCGGGCGAGGCGCCGACGCCGGAGUCGGACAUUUACUCUUUCGGUCUUCUGCUGUUGCAGAUGCUGGCGGGGGAGCUUCCCUGGACGUGGACUGGCACCACGCCACAACAGCCACAGCAGCCGCAGCAACAGCGCUCGGACACGAGUGGACCGGAGCUACGUUGGAUACUGCAGGACAACAAGACUUUUAUCGAGGCCGUCAACGGAGGCGAGAUAGAACUGCGGCAGUACGGACGUGAGAGAAAUCAGUAUAACGUGUCGAUGGAGGCCGCGCUGCGGCGGCAGCUGGAUCACGUGGGUUGGCCCCGCAAGACGGCUGCGACGACGGCACGCAGGAAAGCGACAGCUGGACCAAACAAAGGCAGUUUGGGAAGGGAAGAGCAGGCAACGGACCCGGUGAUGUUGCGUGUGCUGGAGAGCUGCCUGGCUUAUGAGCCGUCGCAGCGCAAAGGAGCGGCGGAGUUGCUGAAGCUGCUGUGCGAGAUGUAA
This is a messenger RNA of Leptomonas pyrrhocoris, 11277 nucleotides long. RefSeq lists its product as hypothetical. The record is from RefSeq and is a predicted model, not a curated record. Gene Ontology annotation, biological process: MAPK cascade; protein phosphorylation. Bases 586 to 11277 code for a protein of 3563 amino acids. NCBI's taxonomy places the organism in Eukaryota, Euglenozoa, Kinetoplastea, Trypanosomatida, Trypanosomatidae. Gene Ontology annotation, molecular function: MAP kinase kinase activity; ATP binding. The transcript has a single exon.